Messenger RNA from Moesziomyces antarcticus, 1668 nucleotides. RefSeq names its product histone deacetylase. Gene Ontology annotation, molecular function: histone deacetylase activity. Lineage: Eukaryota; Fungi; Basidiomycota; Ustilaginomycetes; Ustilaginales; Ustilaginaceae. The record is from RefSeq and is a predicted model, not a curated record. The transcript has a single exon. The coding region runs from base 1 to 1668 and encodes 555 amino acids.
AUGACAUCCACCUACCUCGCGCCGAACUCGGUGGUGCAGACGUACAACGGCAGCGAUGCGGCGGGCGCGCCGCACGCGACGGACGAGCCUUUGUUUGCGCCCAUCUCGAACGCCUCGAACCCGAACGCGUCGCGCGUAUGCUACUUCUUCGACUCGGACAUUGGCAACUACCACUACGGCCCUGGGCAUCCGAUGAAGCCGACGCGCAUCCGCAUGUGCCACUCGCUCGUCAUGAACUACGGCCUGUACAAGCGCAUGGAGAUCUUCCGCGCCAAGCCGGCGACGAAGCGCGAGAUGAGCCAGUUCCACACGGACGAGUACGUCGACUUUCUCAACCGCGUCACGCCCGACAAUGUCGACUCGUUCGUGCGCGAGCAGGCCAAGUUCAACGUGGGCGACGACUGCCCCGUCUUCGACGGGCUCUUCGAGUACUGUUCCAUCAGUGCCGGCGGCAGUAUGGAGGGGGCCGCACGGCUGUCGCGCGACAAGUGCGAUAUCGCCAUCAACUGGGCGGGUGGACUGCACCACGCAAAGAAGGGCGAGGCGAGCGGGUUUUGCUACAUCAACGAUAUUGUGCUGGGUAUUCUCGAGUUGCUGCGCUACCAUCCGCGCGUGCUGUACAUCGACAUUGAUGUGCAUCACGGCGACGGUGUCGAGGAGGCGUUUUAUACCACCGACCGCGUCAUGACGUGCAGCUUCCACAAGUACGGCGAAUUCUUCCCCGGCACCGGCGAGCUGCGCGACACGGGCAUCGGCAAGGGCAAGAUGUACUCGUGCAACUUCCCGCUGCGCGACGGCAUCACGGACGAGUCGUACAAGACCGUAUUCGAGCCGGUGAUCGCACAGAUCAUGGAGCACUACCGACCUUCUGCGGUCGUCCUGCAGUGCGGCUCGGACUCGCUUGCGGGUGACAAGCUGGGCUGCUUCAACCUGUCCAUGCGCGGACACGCCAACUGCGUCGAGUACGUCAAAUCCUUCGGUCUUCCACUGCUGUUGCUUGGAGGGGGUGGAUAUACGAUGCGCAACGUCAGCCGUGCAUGGGCGUUUGAAACCGGCUUGGCGGCGGGACAGGAGCUCAACCCUCAAAUUCCGGUCAACGAGUACUACGAAUACUUUGGGCCCGAUUACCGGCUCGACGUGCGACCGAACAACAUGGAGGAUCUCAACACGCGCGAGUACCUCGAGAAGAUCAAGAUCCAAGUGUUUGAAAACCUGCGCCAAACCGCGCACGCCCCGAGCGUCCAAGGCCACGUCGAACCGCGCAGUAUCGCCGAGCAGUUGCAUCUGCAGAGUGUGGCGGAUGGAGAGGAGCGAUUGGACUUGGCGGAUAAGAAUGGGCUGCAGGCGUUGGAGGAUGAGCAUCCCGAUCGGAGGGUGGUGGAUGUGCAAGCGUUCCAGGACCAUGCUCGUGGUGGAGACGACGAGUUGGACAGGGAGGCUAGUGCCAACCCCACCCGAGUUGCGGAUGGCAGUGCGGAAAAAGUGGGCAUCGCAAGGCUCAAUCCAACAGCAGCCGCGGAGGAGCAGGCGAUAGAUGAGCAGAUCGACGCCAAGGAGCGCGCCAGACUCGAGGCCAAGCAUGGUGCUGCCGUGCCACAACCGGACCAACACGCCCAGUCGCACCAAGACGCCACACCUCAGUCCGAAACCAUGGAUGUAGACGCCUAA